UGCAUUUUUUUGUACAGACAGGGUUUCAUCAUAUUGCCUAGGCUGGUCUUGAACUUUUGGACUCAAGCGAUUGGCCUCGCCUUGGCUUUCAAAGUGCUGGGAUUACAGGAGUGAGCCACCUGCCUGACCAAUACUGCAUUUUUUGACUUCCUGUUUUCUAUCCUUAAAGCUCUGAUUUCUUGGACCCAGUGAAAACAAAUUUUUCAAGUUGAAGAUUUUAAGUUAAUGUAAUCAUUCAUAUUUGAAGGAUGUCAUGAUUUAUUUUUUAAUGUCUUUACUAUUGAAAAUAUUUCUUGUUAUUAUAGUUUAUUUAUACUCUAAAUUAAAAAUAAGCAGGCACUUCAUAUUCUGGAUUUGCUGUCACUUGCCUACAACAAAACAAGUAACUCUGGGUUUAUACUGGAUGAGUUACAAAGCAAGAGUUUGGAUUUUAUCAUUGGUUUCAGUCCUAAUUUUAGAGGUGUGGGGAUACAAAAGAAGUUCUUAAUUUGGAGACAUUUAAAAUGGCUUGUGUGGUUUUCUUCAGGAAGGAAGCAUGCUGUCUAACUUCAGGACCAUCACAGCACCCUUUAAAUAUGUAAUAAUUAUUUUGUUCAAAAUGUUUAUGUUCCAUAUCUUAUCACUCAAUGUAUAAAAUAUCACUGCCACUGACAUCAAUUACAUUUUAUGGAAAAUGGAGUGAAUUAGUAAGCUGUCAAGUAGGUAUUUUCCUCCUCCCUCAAAAAGUUAUGUGUCCAAGUGUAAAUCAUCAAAAGGAUGCAGAUUCUUUCCAUAUAUUGCUUACAAAUUGACUAUUGUUUAAAAAGGCACAAAUUUCAAAAAAAUUAAAAAAAAUAAAUAAAUAAAAAGGCACAAAUUUCAUAGACAAGUCUUUAUCUCCUUCUUUCUUAAAAAAGCACAGAAAAUGGGGGAAAAAGUCUUCUAUACUGCAGUCUAAAUUAUAGGUAGGAAAAAUAAAAACUAAGUGACAUGGGAGAUUGGAGGUGAAUUUUCAAAUAUCAGUAAUUUACAGGAUUUACAGGAUUUUCAUUAGCAUUGUUUCCACGUUUUCUGUAAGAUAUGAACAUUUAAAUUGAUAAGAAUGGAAUGUUCAUAUAACAUUAGUUUUUCUUACUUGUAUCCAUUUAAAGAUUCACAUUUUCACUUUAAUAUAUAACUUAAGACUUUUCUUUCAAAACACAUCUAAAAAUUAGUAAAAUGCCUAAAUGGAAGCUUUAUUUACUUGGUAGAAAAGCUGAAAAAAAUAAAAACAUAUUCUUCACAAUUUCAGAGGUGACAAAAAUCUCUUAUAUUUCAGUAGUUUCUGAUCUCCCUUAAGGGAUUUGAAAAUUGUAUAUGAUGUUGCAUAAUCUUAAGAAGAUUAACGUUAAAGUGCUACUGGUCUAUUUCAAUUGUGUACUUCUUACAAUAUAAUGAAAGAAUUUAUUUGGUAAUCCUGAAUCUAUUGACCUCACAAACACUGGUCAUUAUUUUGGUGAAAAUAUUCAUAAGCAUUUUUAGUUACUGAUUUCUAACAGUUGUUUCUUAUUAUCUUCCUGAUUUUACAAUUCCCCAAAGUAAAGGUGCGAAAAACAAACAUCUACCCUCCUUUUCGACAAAUGCCAUGAUAGAGGGGAGACUUGUGUGGUGUAAACACAAAUGUAGACAUUUGGAAGUUGAUGGUUUUAAGAUUCAAUAAAAACUUGAAGGUUUUGGCUUCAAAUCCCCACGCUAGUUUGUUUUAGUUCUACCGGAUACAUGUCCCCUACCCAUUUCAAAGGACCCAGUCAACUCCGCUCUUGCCUGCAGUUUCAGCGUCGCGGGUGGCCCGCGCCCCGCCGGAGUUGGAGCUGGCAGAGUCCGAUUGCUCAGAGCGCCGAGCCGGGGGUGGGGCAGGGGUACGCUUGCAGGUCCGGUGGUCACGCGGGCUGAGAGCCCCCACGGCCGACCCGCGCUGCAGACCCUCCUGGAGAACCUCAGGCCUCUCCUCAAAAACAUCCCUAAAACGCGUUCCCUUUGUUCAUUCAUUCAUGUUCAAUUUCAUAUGCCCCUCUGUCUUGGGAAAACCAAUUAGGGCCUCUGCAGCCUCAACCCAGGGGCACUGUUCCCGCCUAUUACUGACCCAGUGAAGCCGGGAAGACCAAUCUCGACCACUGUUUCGCAGAUACCGCGUGUGAUUUAUUAAAUGCCGUCUCUCCGAGUCCCAAGUGGCCGGGAGCAUUAUGCCACCUCCCUUGCCCUCAUCUCUCACUGCCAUGCAAGAAAGCGUUAAUGGCAAAUAGGGACCACGGCCACGCUCCGUCGUUCCUGCUUCCAAGCAAACCUUGUGCCAGGUUCCUCAUUUCGCGAGGCUCCACUCUCUUGGGCUUCAGGCUGCGGCUGGGCCUCCAGGACCAAAGGGCAAUAGAGGUCUGAGAGUCCGGGCCUCAGGCAUAUGCAGGCCGCAGGUGGGAGGAGAAUAGCGCCCGCGCGUGGCAACAGCCCAGGGCGUCUCAGCCGGAUUUUUCCAUCCCCGGGAUAGGCUUGGUGCCCCGUACACUCCAGCGGAACUACAACUCCCAGCACCGUGGUUGCCCGGACUCCCGGAAGCCGGAGCCCGGCUGGGAGGAAGCAGCUGAGACCCCGCCAACAGACCGGGGGUUAAUUUAGACAGAAAAGGGGGCGGGAAGGGCUGUGGGAUACUUGUCAAUUCGCCGCCAUGAACGUGGUUUUUGCUGUGAAGCAGUACAUUUCCAAAAUGAUAGAGGACAGCGGGCCUGGUAUGAAAGUACUUCUCAUGGAUAAAGAGACGUUAAUCCUUUGUUUUUACAGACUGGCAUAGUGAGUAUGGUAUACACACAAUCGGAGAUUCUACAGAAAGAAGUGUACCUCUUUGAACGCAUUGAUUCUCAAAAUCGAGAGAUCAUGAAACACCUGAAGGCAAUUUGUUUUCUUCGACCUACAAAGGAGAAUGUGGAUUAUAUGAUUCAGGAGCUCCGAAGACCCAAAUACACUAUAUAUUUCAUUUAUUUCAGUAAUGUGAUCAGCAAGAGUGACGUGAAGUCAUUGGCUGAAGCUGAUGAACAGGAAGUUGUGGCUGAGGUUCAGGAAUUUUAUGGUGAUUACAUUGCUGUGAACCCACAUUUGUUUUCCCUCAAUAUUUUGGGUUGCUGUCAGGGUCGAAAUUGGGAUCCAGCCCAGCUAUCUAGAACAACUCAAGGGCUUACAGCUCUCCUUUUAUCUCUGAAGAAAUGUCCCAUGAUUCGUUAUCAGCUCUCAUCAGAGGCAGCAAAGAGACUUGCAGAGUGUGUUAAGCAAGUGAUAACUAAAGAAUAUGAACUGUUUGAAUUCCGUCGGACAGAGGUUCCUCCAUUGCUCCUUAUUUUAGAUCGUUGUGAUGAUGCCAUCACCCCAUUGCUAAACCAGUGGACAUAUCAGGCUAUGGUCCAUGAACUACUAGGCAUAAACAACAAUCGGAUUGAUCUUUCCAGAGUGCCGGGGAUCAGUAAAGACUUAAGAGAGGUGGUCCUAUCUGCUGAAAAUGAUGAAUUCUAUGCUAAUAAUAUGUACCUGAACUUUGCUGAGAUUGGUAGCAAUAUAAAGAAUCUCAUGGAAGAUUUUCAGAAGAAGAAACCAAAAGAACAGCAAAAACUAGAAUCAAUAGCAGACAUGAAGGCCUUUGUUGAGAAUUAUCCGCAGUUCAAGAAAAUGUCUGGGACUGUUUCAAAGCAUGUGACAGUGGUUGGAGAAUUGUCUCGAUUGGUCAGUGAGCGGAAUCUGCUGGAGGUUUCAGAGGUUGAGCAAGAACUGGCCUGUCAAAAUGACCAUUCUAGUGCUCUCCAGAAUGUAAAAAGGCUUCUGCAGAACCCCAAAGUGACAGAGUUUGAUGCUGCCCGCCUGGUGAUGCUUUAUGCUUUACAUUAUGAGCGACACAGCAGCAAUAGCCUGCCAGGACUAAUGAUGGACCUCAGGAAUAAAGGUGUUUCUGAGAAGUAUCGAAAGCUCGUGUCUGCAGUUGUUGAAUAUGGUGGUAAACGAGUCAGAGGAAGUGACCUCUUCAGCCCCAAAGAUGCUGUGGCUAUCACCAAACAGUUCCUCAAAGGACUGAAGGGAGUAGAAAAUGUAUAUACACAGCAUCAACCUUUCCUACAUGAAACGCUGGAUCAUCUCAUCAAAGGAAGGCUUAAGGAAAACCUAUAUCCUUAUCUAGGCCCCAGCACACUCAGAGACAGACCUCAGGAUAUCAUUGUGUUUGUAAUUGGAGGAGCCACCUAUGAAGAGGCUCUAACAGUUUAUAACCUGAACCGCACCACUCCUGGAGUGAGGAUUGUCCUGGGAGGCACCACGGUGCACAACACGAAAAGUUUCCUAGAGGAAGUUCUGGCUUCUGGACUGCACAGCCGAAGCAAGGAGAGCUCUCAAGUCACAUCAAGGUCAGCGAGCAGAAGAUGAAACAGUGGUUGGGGGAAGGGCACAGCUUCCUCUCUCACCCCCACUACAGGCUUUCCCUACUAAUCAGAGGUAUUGGAGAGCAGCUUUGGGUUCUGUGCUGGUUGUUAGAACUCAUCUCCAGGUAGCCCACAGAUUUGUGGUUGGCACAGACACACGACUCCCAGAGUUGACCCAACAAUAUGUCUGAGCCCGUCUCAACCCACUUUUCUCUGGUAGUCUUUAUGUAUCUGUUAGCACAAUCACUUCAGUUACUGAUGAAUUUUGUUGGGAUCUGACGUGGGGAAAGGGUUAUCAGAGCCUAGAGGGGCUUAAAAAGUAAUCAUUUGAUGUACAUACCACAUUCCUUGACUUCCUUUCUCUUCCCUUGACCCUUUCUGCUUUUCAAUAACCACAUUCCUGCACAACUUAUUUCUGAAAACCUACCAUAUUUCUUUAUAGAGCCAUCCAAAAUUUUUUGUCCCUACAUAGCAAUUUUCUGUGGCACUGAGAAACCAUGUAUGACCACAAUAAAAAUCCAUUUUGUGAAAA
This is a messenger RNA of Cercocebus atys (sooty mangabey), 4938 nucleotides long. It is a transcript of the gene VPS45, whose product is annotated as vacuolar protein sorting 45 homolog (S. cerevisiae). Gene Ontology annotation, biological process: vesicle-mediated transport; intracellular protein transport. Gene Ontology annotation, cellular component: Golgi membrane. The record is from RefSeq and is a predicted model, not a curated record. Lineage: Eukaryota; Metazoa; Chordata; Mammalia; Primates; Cercopithecidae. Bases 2806 to 4410 code for a protein of 534 amino acids. The transcript is spliced from 15 exons.